UUGGUCACAGCCCAUGGUUAUCAUGAAGUUUCUUUGUUAUUAUGAAGUUAAUAAAGGGUAGGCUAUAGAGAAUGCCCAGCUUCUUUAUAUUUUCCACCAACCGUACCGAACCGUGGGGUUUAUACCGAGGUGUGAACCGAACAGUGAAUGUUCUGUACUGUUACACCCCAUUACAUAGUGUUGCAUCGUCUGAAGGUCCAGGUAGCAGCAGCAGCAGCGGCGGCAGCGCCACCAGUCUGUCUGGUGUCUGUCUGCUCGGGCAGUCUGCGAGUCUGCCAGCAAAAAAAAGCAGGAGUGGCUUAUACUACGACUAAAGCAGAGGAAUGAUGGGCGGCCAAACCAAGCAGCAGCAGCAGCUCAGACUGGUGUUCAGGGAUUAGUGCUGCUCACAGGGUAACGAGAAGCUGUGUGUAAGAAGAAGAAGAAGAAGAAGAAGCAGCUGCUGCUGCUGCUGCUGCUGCUGCUGCUGCUGUGGUGGUGAGGAUCUCCCUUAUCUCAUCUCGCCUCCUGGUUUAUUUCCCCAAAGUUAAAGCAGCCGGAGCGUCCAUGACUGCUGUGAGAUGGAGUUUACACACAUGGAGCAGCACAUGAUAAUGAUGGAGCCACACAGUCGUUCUGAGUGAAGGUGAGAGUUGUUCUCGUCUUUAAUAAAGAUGCUGGAAGAGCCGAGCGGGACACACACUAGACCACCCACCCCCAAAUCAACCUCUUUCAGUUUCUCUGCCCUGGCGUCCCUACCACACUGCCUUCACAUGGACGGGAGCAGUCACCCCAUCAGGAGGACUCUGUACCGGCUGAAGUUAGUGAGCUCUCCGAACCUGAGCCAGUUGGGAAAGAGUGAAAAGGCGUCUCUGGAGGAGCAAGGCUCAGGGCCCAACGCCACAUGGAACAGCAUUCACAAUGCAGUUAUUGGAGUAUUCCAAAAGAAAGGUUUGGCUGACAAUGAGCUGUAUACACUCAAUGAAGGCGUAAGGCAGCUGCUAAAAACUGAGCUGGGCUCAUUUUUCACUGAGUACUUGCAGAACCAGCUGCUGACUAAAGGGAUGGUCAUUCUGAGGGACAAAAUAAGAUUCUAUGAAGGUCAGAAAUUGCUGGACUCGCUGGCUGAGACGUGGGACUUCUUCUUUUGUGAUGUUCUCUCCAUGCUGCAGGCCAUCUUUCACCCAGUCCAGGGGAAGGAGCCAUCAGUGCGCCAGUUGGCUUUGCUGCUCUUCCGGAACACCAUUACUCUGAACAUGAAGCUGGAAGAGGCUCUGUCCAGACCACGGGCUCGCGUCCCUCCUUCUAUUGUCCAAAUGCUUCUGGUGCUACAGGGUGUUCAUGACUCUAGGGGUGUAACAGAGGAGUAUGUAAAGUUGGAGUCGCUCAUUCAGAAGGUGGUGUCACCCUACCUGGGCACGCAGGGACUGUGCUCACACGACUGUGAUUCCAUCCAGUGCUCCUGCACUAUUGAAAAGCGUUUGCAGUGGUGCUGGUCAAAGCCCGGGGACAUACCAAGUACUAACCCAGUGGUGCGCUCCAAAAGUUACAACAUCCCCAUGCUGACCCCUGUGGCUGAGUACGACUGCGAGGCCAGCUCAGUGGGCAGUGUGGGUAUCCGGCGUCACUCCGCCUGUGAAGUCACUUCCUGCAUGGAACAACAGGGGUACUCUUCACUUUCUGUGGGCAUAGAGACCAGCUCCACCCCACGGCUCUCUCUGGAUCAUGACCUGACCAUAUCGGGGGUAAUUAGAGGAGCUGCUGGACAGCCUGCCAUCUUUGUCCAUAACGCAGCAGGACCCUUACACACUGGCCCCCAGACCUCCUCAACAGAGAUGGAGAAAGUUGUCUCCUCUCCUACUAGCUGCUCCUCCAGCCCGGAAACUAUCGUCAUGCAGGGAGUAGAUUCACUGGAGUCAGAUCAGGACGGGAUAUUUAUUGACUUUUCCCAUUGCCGCUCUGACUCUUUCGGCACCAGUCGGAAAACCAGUUGACUUUACUUGCAAUGUGCAAUGGAAUGAACAUCAUUUGUGGCUCAGUAGCUGCUGCUCACUGAAUUGUGUACACAGCAGUUGAAUUUAAAGAUUCACUAAAUGGAUUUAAUAUCAUACUUCCAUUUUUUUUUCUAAACUGGAAGUGGUUUUCACAGCAUUAAAACUCUUGCUGCCAGCCUUACUGUAAGAAGAAUAAACUCUAAAAAGAACUGUAUCCGAUGUGUGUUUUAAAAGCUGUGUUUUUUAUGUGUUCCACCAGGCUGAACUGUAGCUUUUGGAGAUAUUUCUACAUAUGGUUUCAUAGGUACUUGCUGUUACAUGGAGAGCUUAAUCUGCUUAACUGAGUUUCCAUGUAUGUAUAAAUUACACACGAAUGUGAAAUGUUAAAUCUGUGAUUGCUAUGGACUUUAAUAUAUCACUUCCAUUUCAUUCAUUUUUACUUCAUAGGGCUUUGAACAUCAGUCAGGUGCCUCAGUUUAAGGUGUAUUUGGGUCAGACUGAAGAUAAGUGAAGAUAAGUAAAAGAUAAGCAAUGUUAAGACCAUGAACUUUAAGGUUUAUAAGUAACGUAUGAGAAAUACGAUACAGUUACCUGUUUAGCAUGCUGGUGUUUAAAAAUGUUGCACUCAAACCUUUAUUGUAUUUUUAGCUGCACUAUUGUAAAAUGGGGGGGAAGGGAUUUACUACAAAAUGUAAAAUGUACUGUGCCGUGUUCAGCUGAGUCACGUGAAAUUUCUGGCCAGUAAAUUGAUUGUAGUUCAGUUUAGAUGACUGGCUUUAGCUGUAGCUCAAUAAUUAUUUUAUUUACAUGAAACAUGACCUUUUUUGUUUGUCUUAAACAAAUGAACGAUUUAUAGAUGAAUUACAAAUAGAUUUGAUAAUUGUUCACCUGUUCACUUUUUAAAGCCACCUCUGUGAGGGUGACAAUUAUAGACUAAACAAAUAUUUGUUCAUUCAAAGCUUCAGAUAUAAUAAAUAGUAGAUCUGGGCUAUACCCAGCACUGAUUACACCUAAAAUAUUAGCUGAUAAUUACAUAUUGGACAUGCAAACCUACUGGAAUGAAGUCUCUUAAACAUUAAAUAGUAGAGGUUCUCUGUCUUCUCAAAGAUGCUACAAAAUGUUACAAGAGACUAUUUAUAUUGCACACUUGUGAAAUGUGAACUGUAUUUUGUUUGUAAAUACAAUUUUUUAAUUUCCAUAAUGAAAUGUUGGAAAUGAGCUUUAAGCCCAUGUUUAUAAAAUGUCAUAGGGGCUGUGUAGUUUUAUAGGAGUUUGGACAGUUUUUUACACAUGCAGUGUUUUUAGAAAUGCAGUUGGGGAUGCCCACUUUUUUCUUAGUAGCUUUUGUGUUGAUCAGUUUCACAAAUGCAAUUGUUUGGCAUUCAUAUGUGACACUACACAUGCAUUAAAACAUUUUUUUGAAGUAAAAA
Molecule: messenger RNA, 3403 nt
Organism: Astyanax mexicanus (Mexican tetra)
Lineage: Eukaryota; Metazoa; Chordata; Actinopteri; Characiformes; Acestrorhamphidae
Gene: prr5a
Product: proline rich 5a (renal)
Exons: 10
Coding region: 654-1973 (439 amino acids)
Biological process (GO): TORC2 signaling
Cellular component (GO): TORC2 complex
Source: RefSeq, a predicted model, not a curated record